AAAAUGAAAAAAUUGAAGAAGUAGUUAUUGCGGUCAAAAAAGUUUUAACCGAGGAUGAAUAUAAGGAAAAAGUUAAAGGUAUGCAGGGAAACAUUGAUUAUCCCUAUGUCUCUUAUGCUGUGGACCGGAAAGUGAAAAAAGAAAUUUUUGCUUCUGAACAGCCAGGAUACAGAGCAGCGACAGGAAAAUUAAUUUUUCCAGAUAUCUGUAAGAAAUUAAAAGAAAAUGGCGAAAUAGACUUAGUGGAAAAUAUUUCGUUAAGUGAACUAGUAAAAACAAUAGGGCUAGAAAAGCUUAAUUCUGAAUACGGAGAAAAAUAUAAUUUUGUGAUUGUUAAAAAAGGAGAAAAUAAUUAUACUAUUUGGGAUACCUCUAAGUAUGAUGCUGGUUUCGGAGUUAAGAAAAGCAACGACAAAUCGGAAAAGAUAAAAAAUAUUGAACUGCUUCGUAAAAAGAAAAUGGAUGGUGAAUUAGCCAAGUUAAUUGGACCUCCUUUGAUUUACACUGGGACAACAGGAGACAAUGUUAACAUGGCGGCAAAAUCAAAAUCAACAACACCAUUAAUUCCUUGGGAACAAAAACAAAGUCAAUUAACAAA
Racocetra persica is the source of this 598-nucleotide messenger RNA. The record is from the annotation of a GenBank genome assembly. Lineage: Eukaryota; Fungi; Glomeromycota; Glomeromycetes; Diversisporales; Gigasporaceae.